This is a messenger RNA of Dicentrarchus labrax (European seabass), 4858 nucleotides long. Its product is annotated as claspin. The transcript is spliced from 24 exons. Lineage: Eukaryota; Metazoa; Chordata; Actinopteri; Moronidae. The coding region runs from base 231 to 4334 and encodes 1367 amino acids. Gene Ontology annotation, biological process: mitotic DNA replication checkpoint signaling; activation of protein kinase activity; mitotic G2 DNA damage checkpoint signaling. Gene Ontology annotation, molecular function: anaphase-promoting complex binding. The record is from RefSeq and is a predicted model, not a curated record.
AAAAAAAAAAAAAACCUUCUCUCUUCGGUGCGUUUGGAACAGGCGGGAGGAAGAGGAACAACCCGGUUCAACGCGUCCUCAAUGUGCGUUACUCUUCAACUUCUGCUGUGGCUGCUGCGAGUUAACGGAGCGUUGUCUCGGCUGGUUUGAUCGAGCGAAGAGCCCGAAGAGCCCGAAGAGCCCGAAGAGCCCGAAGAGCCCGAAGAGCGUGAAGAGCCCGGCGGACAGAGAUGAGCCUGGUCCUUUCUCAACUACAGGCAGAGGGGCUCCCAGCUGUGGCCCAAACUGCAACAGAGAGCGAUUCAGACAGCGGGAUGGGCUCUCCAGCAGAGGACAUGGUCACGGAGGCCGCUAACGAUAAAGAAGAGCUUCCAGCUGAAGAUUCUGAUGAUGAUGAUGAUGAAGACAUCACAGUGCACAGAAAGCCUCAUCGUAAUGCCAUUAGAGAUAGUGACAGUGAGGAAGAGGAGGCAGCUGCGGAGAACAGCGUACACAUGGCCGAGGCACUGGUCUUAUCUGCUUCCAGCGGAGAGGAGAUGGAGACCGGAGAGGCAGAAGAGAAGGAUGAGAGGAAAAAGAGAGGGUCGCAGAAGAGCAAGAGAAUAAGCCGCCCUCCCAUUGACAGUGACGACAGUGAGGCCGAGCAAGGGAAAUGUGGGGAAAUGGAGGAGCAACCGGAGGUGGUGAGGAAGGAAGCAAAAUCGCCAAAGGAACGGAAGAAGAGGGAGAAAAGUCAGAGGCAUCGAGAGAAAAAAGAGAAGCGAAGCAAAGCGGUGGAAAAACUGAAGAAGAAAGGGAGGUUCUCUGAAAUGAAUGAGGACACUCCUCUCCCUCGUGGUCUGAAUGACAGUGGAUGUCCGCUGGGCGACCCAGACCUGUUUGACACCGGUCUGGACGAUGAGGAAGAGGAGGAAGAAGAGUCUCUGGAAGCCAUCCGUGCUGCUGUCAAGCAAAAGAUGAAAAAGCACAAGGAUCCUCUCCUGAAUGAGGAAGACGAGGAAGAUGACGAGGCACCAGACAAACCCCAGCGUGUGGAGAGGAAAGCUGCGCGUGCCAGCAAAGAGGCAAUGAAGCAACUCCACAGUGAGUCCCAGAGGCUGGUCAGAGAGUCUACACUUGGCCUGCCCUACCACAUCCCUGAGCCGAAGACCAUCGACCAGUUCUUUAAGAAGAGAGCCAGGCCAGAGGGUCCUGCCAUGGCGUUGUUGAAAUCUACAAAGUAUUCAGUCAUGAUGUUGGAGACGCCGUCGGCUCCCCCUCCACCUCCCACCAACCCACCCAGUGACUCCCUGCAGCCAUCCACAGAGCAGGACUCUUCUCCCUCUCUAGACCUGUCGUCCACUCAGAUCCAGCCCAUACCUCAUCCUGCUGCCACCUCGUCCCCGCAGCGGGAGGGCCUCAGUCAGGACGGCGAAGCAACUGCGAGCCUAGAUCCCGACCAGGAAUCCGGACCGAUGCUUUACCUCUCUGAGAGUCUGCAGGAGUCGGUCACAACAGACGGAGUAGUGAGACCUGCUUCUGACUCUGGAGAAGAAACCCCUCCUGCGCCCUUAGAACGAAGCCAGACUGCAGUAACGUUGGACUCUGAUGCCCUGCAAAAAGAACCUGUAUCUGGGGCUUUGGUGGAGCCGUUAGCCGCUCAGUGCGGGAGCUCAGAUCCAGCUGCAGCAGAGCCUUCAGCACAGCAACCCACCAAACCCAAGAAGGACAAAUUGGCCAUACUGAAGAAGUUUGGACUGGACCCACCACCUGUCGCUAAAUUGUGUCCAGAUGACGGAGCCUUUGUUCAGCUAGAACCCCCCCAGCUCAACCCAGGCGUGGAGGCCCUGAAGGAGCGCUACCUUCGUCACGUCAAGGCACCGGCACGCCCUCAGGGAGAGCGUACAAUGCAGCUCAGCAUAAUCCGCAAAGACAGCACGCCGUCUGGUCAGGAAGAGUUGCACACUGAGUCAGUCACUGUCACUGUUACAGAGGGAGCAGAGGAGCCUGUGGCAACCAAACCAGGCGAGAGGCUGCUGACUCUGAAGCAGCGCCUGCAGCUCGCCAUGGCCCAACGGAGACAGGAGGAGAGGGCACGCAAGGCAGAGCUGAAUCGCUUAGACAAUGAAGAAUGUGGGGAGGAGGAAGAGGAGGAGGAAGAUAUGACGGAUGAGUCUGAGGAAGAAGAGGGUGUAGAUGAAUUACUGGGAGGUGACGAUGGUGAGGCGGAGGAGGAGGAGGAGGAGGAAGGCAGUGUUGCCCAGAGUAUCAGGAGCCCUUCUCCCGUAGCACUGAAUGGACCCUCGCCAACUCCUGACCUAGUUAACACAGAUGGCACACUCAUGCUGUUCCCGGGCAACUCCUGCUCUCGCACCGGUGAUGGCGUAAGAAGAUCAGGUCCUUCUGGACAGGACAGCAGCAAUAAAAUGGAAGAGGACGACUCUCUGUCCCUGGUGAAGGACAAUAGCCACAACAGCAGCUUUGAGCUGGCAGGAUCUAUGAUAACCUCUUACCAGCCCGUCAAUCAUCAGCGCUCCACUGGAAGAAACCUCUCCAACUCAUCCAUCUUCCGCUCCCCUUCUCCCUGCCUCUUCAGGCCCAGCUUCCUUGGCUCUGCCUCCAAGAGUUCAGGAAAACUCUCUGAGCCCUCUCUCUGCCUCCCUGUUGAGGACUCCCAAGACUUGUACGCACCUCCAUCCCCAGGAGCAGAUUCGGGGCCCCUUGGUGGAGCACCUUCGGGCCCUGGUCUGGGAGGAGACUCUCAGGGUCGCUUCUCCCUGGAGGACGACACCCAUUCCCAGUUACUAGAUGCGGACGGCUUCCUAAACGUGGGGCCACGCCCCGGUGCGCCUCGCUCCCACAAGAGACAGUUGAUCCUGGACAGCCUGGACGAAAACGCAAUGGAUGCCAACAUGGGGGAGCUGUUGGGGUUGUGUUCUGGUGUUUUCGGGGCAGCGGAGAGUGGCUCGAGUCAGGCAAGAGGCAUUGGAGCAACGCAAGAGGACGAGCUGCUCGGGUUGUGCUCUGGAGCGUUUCCACCAACACACGCAGGAGAGGAGCAGAUGGAAACAGACAAGAGUAAGGAGAGAGGACAGGAUGAAGAAUCUGAUAGUACCAUGGAUCAGCUGCUGGGGCUGUGUUCAGGGAAAUUUCCUAGUCCAGGUCAUGCUCACACGGCUUCACCCGCACAAGACAGUAAAAAGAAGCCAGAGGAGGAAGAACAACAGCAGCAGGAGGAAGGGGAGGAGGAGGAGGAAGGGGAGGACGACGACUGUGAGUUCCGGCUUCUGUCAGAUGUGGACAGUCAUAGUGAACAGGAGGACAAUGAUGAGGAUGGUGGAGAGAAGGAGGAGGACGAGGCAGAUGGUGAAGACGAGGACAAUGAGGUAGAAGAGGAAGAGAUCCAGGGUGUGUUCUCACCACACCGGGUUAAGAAGAAAAAGAAGAAAAUGCGUAUGACAGACUACGUGGACUCGGAGGCUGAGCUCUCAGGCAGUGACUUGGGCAGCGACGAUGAGGACGCAGACAGAGGCAGCGAAUACGAGGAAGAGGAGCUUCUUGAAGAGCUUCCCUCUGAUGAAGAGCUGCAGGACCAGGUCAACAAAAUCCACAUGAAGCAGAUAAUGGAUGAUGACAAGCGCCGUCUGAGGCUCUACCAGGAGCGUUACCUCGCUGACGGCGACCUUCACUCUGACGGCCCGGGACGAGCUCGCCGCUUCCGUUGGAAAAAUAUUGAUGACCGUUUUAACAUGGACAGGACGGGAGCAGAGGGCGACGAAGAGGAGGAGGAAGAUGAUGGCGUGGACCAGUCUGAGGUCCAGAGGAGGAAAGAGAGACUAGAGAGAGAACAGUGGCUCAGAGAACAGUCUGAACAGAACGCCAAGAAAGGGGAAGAUUUGGAUGCAGAUGAUGAGAAGAUUGGAGAAGAAGACAGUCAAUUUAUGAAGCUGGCCAAGAAACUGACUGCCAAGACUCUGCAGAGAAAAGAGCCCCCUGUGGCACCGCAACCAGAGAAGAAGACCUCAUCGGUUCUUAAUCCUUUCCAGAGACCCUCGCAGCCCUUACAGGUGAGGAGAGGGUCACUACUGAGUCAGCCUCACUCCGUCCUCCAGAAGUUGGCUUCGAUCUCAGAGGGGAAUCCUCUGGCGCCCAGAAACAGCCGAGGAUUCCUGUUUCAAACUCUGUCUCCUGAGAAGGACAACUCGACCUCAGACGCUCCCCAGAAACAGAUGAUGAAGAAGAGGGGGGCGGCGGGGGCCGUGAACCCAGCAGCAAAGAGGGUCUGCAGAGAGAACAAGCCUGCAGAACAGAUUAAAGGCCCCCAGAGGAGCAUCUUCAACUUCCUGGAUCACUGAGGUCGCAAUACAUCAACUGAAUGAUAAUCAUCGACAGGCUGGGAAGCAAAAACUGAUAAAGGCCGGAACUGACCAGCCACGUCCAGUAUUUCAUCAGCCAGUAAGAUUUCAGAAAUGAAAGAGGUGGUAGAAUUAUGGUUAUGUGCCAAGCUGGCUGGUAGACGUCCUCCCCUCUGUCUCCCUUUGUGGAACACAAAUACAGAUGGUUGUACGCGUGUUUGCAUGUUUACAUUGCCUUAAAAUGGCAAACUAACGAGCACCAGUGAGGCGUCUUUUUGAUGCUUUAGAUUUUCACACAUUUGCUGUUCACUAAUUCAGCUCGUGUGUCUAAAUUUUAAAUCUGUUUCGCCGUCAGAAACAUUCCUCUGACAUCUUACUUGACUUAAUUGGGACUGUGUCAGAAGUCCGUUCAAAAUGUUUUAUCAUGUAAAUAGGAUUUAUUAGAUUUUUAGUGGAUAGGGAAAUUUUGUAUGACAAUUUAAAUGUAUUUGUUUUACAUUGUAAAUAAAAGUGUAUUUUAAGAA